Messenger RNA from Uranotaenia lowii, 1340 nucleotides. RefSeq names its product acidic mammalian chitinase-like. Gene Ontology annotation, cellular component: extracellular region. Gene Ontology annotation, molecular function: chitinase activity; chitin binding. The record is from RefSeq and is a predicted model, not a curated record. NCBI's taxonomy places the organism in Eukaryota, Metazoa, Arthropoda, Insecta, Diptera, Culicidae. The transcript is spliced from 3 exons. The coding region runs from base 17 to 1192 and encodes 391 amino acids. Gene Ontology annotation, biological process: chitin catabolic process; carbohydrate metabolic process.
CUUUCGCAUAUACAAAAUGAUACCCGAUAAGUGGCUGCUGGCGAUAGGAAGUCUUUUUAGUUUCCUUUGCUUGGCCAAUGCUCAAGCAAACAUCGUUUGUUACUACUCGUCGUGGGCUGUCUAUCGACCUGGAAGGGGUCAAUUCGAGGUAGAAUUUGCCGAUCCCUUCCAUUGUACGCAUUUUGUGUACGCCUUCGUUGGACUGGAUUGGGAUGGAACUGUUAAAAUUCUCGAUCCAUGGGGUGAUUUGGAUGACGACUGGGGGCUGGGUCAAAUUCGAAGGUUUAAUGAGCUGAAAAAUUUGAAUCCCAACCUCAAGACAUUGGUUGCGAUUGGAGGGGACAGUGAAGGAUCGGAGGUUUUUUCACAUGUUGCUGCGAACCCGCAGUUGAGGCAAGUAUUUGCGCAAGAUGCCCGGAGGUUUUGUUUGCAACAUGGAUUCGAUGGCUUUGAUGUGGAUUGGGAAUAUCCGGGACUUCGAGGGGGUGACCCUAUCAAUGAUAGGCAGAACUUCGUGUUGAUGUUGCGAGAUCUACGGGAAGCUUUACAACCGAGUGGUUUGAUUCUUACGGCGGCUGUAGCAGCUCCUCAAAAUAUAGCAGAAAUUGUUUACGAUAUUCCUGCCAUUUCCGUACAUCUUGAUUUGAUCCACUUGAUGACUUAUGAUUACAAUGGAGCUUGGAAUAGUGACACCGGUCACAAUGCCCCACUUCACUCUGGCCCUGCGGAUAGGACGGAUUUCGAACGAACGCUGAAUGUUCACCAUAGUGUUAGUUAUUGGCUGCAACAAGGAGCACCCGCAAAUAAACUGAUUAUGGGAAUUCCACUUUACGGCAGAAACUUUAAGCUUCAAAACAGUUCAAAUAAUGGCCUGAGAGCACCGGCAAUUGGACCAGGAAAUGUGGGUCCCUACACUGGUGAGCCCGGAUAUUUGGCAUAUUUGGAAUAUUGUCCUUACAUACAACAGAGUUGGUUGAGAUUUUGGAACGAUUACCAAAAAAUUGUAUACGGCGUAUCGGGAGACCAAUGGGUGGGAUAUGAGGAUUUGGACACACUGUCAUAUAAGUGUCAGUAUAUUAGAAGCAGACAGCUUGGAGGAGCAAUGGUAUGGUCCUACGAUCAGGAUGAUUUUCGUGGCACCUGUGGGGAGAUUUACCCGAUGAUGAAAGCUUUGAAUCGUUGUUUCAAUUAAGUUAAUAAAGCUUUUGUACAGACGCGGAACGCCAUUAUAUAUUCUCUUAAAUGUCCAUUACAAUGAUUACACAAGGCAAAAAAUUCACGUUUUUUCCAAGGUGCAAACAUAUUGACGAAUUUUGUUUUUGCUAAUUGUAAACAUUCAU